UUAACCAAUCAACUGUUUUUUUUAUUGCCACUUUCUCUCUCAAUUGACUCAUUGCAAAGCUCUGCCAUUAUUAUGGUUUAUGGGUUUUUGUUAAGAGCUUUAAACUUUUAAACAAAAACCAGUUAAAGCUUCAAUCUUUGAAGCAAAUACUAGCACCCCACUUGGUAAAUUAGUCCCUUUAUCUUAUUCUUUGCUUUGACAAAUUGUUUUGAAGAGAAAAAGAAAAUGACUGUAGAGCAGGGAAUCGGAGAUGGCAAUAUAGACCAGUUUCCUAUUGGAAUGAGAGUUUUGGCUGUUGAUGAUGACCCAACUUGUCUUUUACUGCUGGAAACUCUGCUUCGUAGAUGCCAGUAUAAUGUUACUACGACGAGUCAAGCAAUCACGGCAUUGAGUAUGUUGAGAGAAAACAAGAACAAGUUUGACCUGGUUAUCAGUGAUGUCCAUAUGCCAGACAUGGACGGUUUUAAAUUGCUUGAGCUCGUGGGGCUUGAGAUGGACCUGCCUGUCAUCAUGUUGUCAGCAAAUGGUGAUCCAAAGCUUGUGAUGAAGGGGAUUACUCAUGGAGCUUGUGAUUAUUUGCUCAAGCCUGUUCGAAUUGAGGAACUAAAGAACAUCUGGCAACAUGUAAUUAGGAGAAGGAAAUGUGAUAACAAAGACAGAAACAGCUCGGAUAACCGAGACAAGCCUAAUCAAGGAAGUAGUGAAGCAAUACCUGACCAGAAGCUUAAUAAAAAAAGGAAAGACCAGAAUGAGGAUGAGGACGAGGAUCGUGAUGAGAAUGAACAUGAAAAUGAGGAUCCAGCAACCCAAAAGAAGCCCCGGGUUGUAUGGUCAGUGGAGCUGCAUCGCAAGUUUGUGGCAGCUGUUAAUCAAUUGGGCAUUGACAAGGCUGUUCCAAAGAAGAUUCUCGAUUUGAUGAAUGUUGAAAAGCUUACAAGAGAAAAUGUGGCAAGCCAUCUCCAGAAAUAUAGGCUUUACCUUAAAAGGAUCAGCACUGUGGCAAACCAGCAAGCUAAUAUGGUGGCAGCUUUAGGUAGUUCAGAUGCAUCAUAUCUGCAAAUGAAUUCUAUGAAUGGAAUGGGAUUGCACAACUUGGCUGGAUCUGGGCAGUUUCACAACACCCCUUUCAGAUCUCUCCCUUCUAGUGGAAUGCUUAGUAGGUUGAAUUCUCCUGCUGUUCUGGGCAUUCGUGGUCUUCCUUCUCCUGGAGUGAUUCGAUUAGGUCAUGUACAGAGUGCACCGCACUCAGCUAAUGGUUUAAGUCACUUCCAACCAGUUGGACACCCUGGAAAUAAUGGGAACAUACUUCAGGGGAUGCCAAUGUCAUUAGAACUUGAUCAAAUACAAUCAAACAAGGGUGUCAACUAUGUUAGGGAACUUCCUACUCAUCUUGAUGAUACAGCCACUUUCCCUGUAUCCAGUGGUUCCACAGAUAUGAAAAUAAUUGCUGGGAGCUCAAACAGCCCUUUUGCUGGUGUUUCAGGUAAACCUUUGGUGCUGGAAGGACAUGGUCAAGGGCUCCAAGAUGGCCAAAAAUUUGGAAAUCAAUCUUCUCUCGCAGCAGGUUCCUUAGAUCCAGGAUAUUCUUCCCAUUUCCCGGAUCAUGGUAGAUGUAAUGACAACUGGUCCAAUGCUGUUCAGUCAAAUGGGGUCCAAUCAAGUUCUUUUACCUUAAAUGACUGUUUUAAGCAAUCUACUCUGCAUCCCAGUUCCAUCAGAGACAGCAUGUCAACAAUGGCCUUGCAAAGUAGGAAUAAUCACUGUGAUGUUUCUUCUAUCUCUACUCUGCCCAUUCAUUUACAGGACUCCAAAGCAGAUCUACAAUGCCAAGUGGCUACAAUGAACAGUGAUGCUGGACAAAUAAUCAAUAAUGGCCAGCUAGGGUGGGAUGACCAUAGACAGGAUGAUCCUUACCACGCAAAUGGCAUGUCUAACACAAUAAACUCUGCAGUUCCUAUUAAUGGUAAUGGGAGUCUCAUUGGCCGGAGUUUGGAUCCAAAUAACAUGAUUUUUCAGAGAACAAGAAGCUUCAGGUCAGCAGGACAGUCAAAUUUUGUUGACAGCUCACUGAUGAAGCAUAAUGAGGUUGAAAGUUCAGCAAUGGAAACAUUAGUGAGGUCAAAGGAUGGGUAUUUGCUAGGUCAACAGAAGCAGCAGGACAGCUAUGUUUCGAAUAAUUUUGGCUCCUUGGAGGAUUUGGUGAGUGUAAUGGUGAAACAGGAACAAGACAAGGUGAAGUUACCAGAAGGAGACUUUGGAUGUGGUGGUUAUUCUCUUAGGACAUGCAUAUAAAGCAGAUUUAUGCUGCCAAGCCCACAAGAAAAAAGGAUCUGCGGAAGCAUUACACUUCAUGCAGAUUGAGUUUUUCCUAGUGUAAUUGGUACUCCAUUUAUCUAUGUAUUCCAGUUGUUUUCUUUAGAGGACUGUAUGUUAAUUGCAGUAGUUGUUUUGUUCUCAUAUUCAGUAGAGUAAAAUUUUUUUUCUUUUUGUCUAGUUGAUUAAGCAAAGCAUUGUAAUCUAAUAACAAUUCCUAGAACUUCUUUGAAUUGAACUAGGAAAAUGCCUCGUUCCUGCAAGUGUUUUCUGCACUAUUGAUGGCAUUGAGAUUAUCACGACCCCACACUGAAGAAAAGAACCACUAUUCCAACCAAGAAAAGUGCCCCCGCUGUUAAUAUUGACUAGAAAUGGUUCUUGAUUGUCUCCUACCAAACAACAGUUCCACAUAUGUUACUUAUACCUCCUAGAUCUCACCCCCACUCCAAACAAAAAAGAAAGCUACUAAAGAUAGGAAGGUCAAUGCUUCAGGUUUAUUGCAGAUUCAUGAGAAGGUAAUGAGAAAAGGCAUCCAGGGCCUGUGGAAGCAGGCCAACCCUCACAUCAAUGCCUGCAGAGCCAUUUGGAUUUUGCAUCGAGUAUGCAACCUGAGGGAUUGGAGUAACCAAUGGAGCAGCACAGGCUGCAUCGCCAUGUAGAAAAUCAACCUUGUGGAGUGGCAUCCUUGUCCGAUCAGAAACUAUAGUUUACUCGUUAGGAGGUAGAGUGCCUUGUGGCCCAUCAAGUGCUUCCAUAUAUGCAGUCAGAGUCACUGUUGACAGAGUUCUUAGCUUCUUUUAUCUUCUCUAUUAUAGUUUCAUGGCUUCCUUCC
Populus euphratica (Euphrates poplar) is the source of this 3145-nucleotide messenger RNA. RefSeq names its product response regulator 12 (gene RR12). NCBI's taxonomy places the organism in Eukaryota, Viridiplantae, Streptophyta, Magnoliopsida, Malpighiales, Salicaceae. Bases 226 to 2292 code for a protein of 688 amino acids. The transcript is spliced from 7 exons. Gene Ontology annotation, molecular function: DNA-binding transcription factor activity; DNA binding. Gene Ontology annotation, biological process: phosphorelay signal transduction system; cytokinin-activated signaling pathway. The record is from RefSeq and is a predicted model, not a curated record.